Molecule: messenger RNA, 429 nt
Organism: Bipolaris oryzae ATCC 44560
Lineage: Eukaryota; Fungi; Ascomycota; Dothideomycetes; Pleosporales; Pleosporaceae
Exons: 2
Source: RefSeq, a predicted model, not a curated record
UCCUCUUUCCCACUCGUCCCCCUCACCAUAAUCAAAGGCGCAGGCCACGAAUUCAUCGCUCUACCCAAAGGCGACAAUGCCACCGUCGCAGAUUUCCACACAACCCAAACCCGCACCACCAGUACCAGCACCAGCCCCACAACCCUAACCUCAGGCUUCUACAAAAUCACCGCGGGACCCCCCAAACCCGCAUCCUACACGUUUGAAGAAUCAAAGUACGUGCUUAGCGGCCAAAUCGACGUGUUGGAUUGUGCAACGGGCAUUACGCAUCACUUGGUAGCGGGGGACUUUGCGUUUUUCCACGUCGGGUCAAAGGUGGAGUUUUCGACGCGGGGGGAGGGUAUGGCGUUUUAUGUGGUUACGAGGGGGGUUAGGGUUGAGCAUGCGGGGUUGAAAGGGAGACAAGAGGGAGAGAGGGCCAAGUUGUGA